AAACUUGUUCCCCAUUAAAUUAAAUACUUAAUAAACAUUUCUAAUCCACAAGUUCAUUAUAAUACCACCGUCAAUAUGGGUUGGACGCUAUAUUUUUGCUUCCUUGUUGUCAUAACAUUGUCUUCCGACAUAUUUGUCUCCGGAUCAAGUUAUCAUGGGAACCAAGCUGGUCAAAAUUCCCGAGCAAAAAGAAGCCUUGGACUUGCUCCCACUACUUUUGCUGAAAAAACUCUGCAGAAACGUGCUCUUCGGGCCCAUAAUAAAGUCAAGGCUCAUCCCCAAGCGGCCCACCCUGCGUCUCAGGCUUCCUCCGAUGAGAUAAUCAAAAUAACUGCCCCUUUUUGUAAAGAAGAAGGCAUCAUGCUCAUCCAAGGAGAGAACAAUUACUUCAUGAAAUGCAAGAUUAAUCCCGUCACGGGAGGGUACUUUCAAAUCAUUUACGUCUGCCCGUCCGACAUGCAUUCCGUGGACGACACUUCCAAGUGCAUCCCUCCACCAGAUUGCAAGGACUGUGCUGCCAAGAACGCCGGAAGUGGAGGUGCCGAGGACAUUUAUGGGAGUGCGUUUGGAAAAUGAGAUCAUAAAAUAAUCUGUCCAUGU
Molecule: messenger RNA, 600 nt
Organism: Folsomia candida
Lineage: Eukaryota; Metazoa; Arthropoda; Collembola; Entomobryomorpha; Isotomidae
Exons: 3
Coding region: 76-576 (166 amino acids)
Source: RefSeq, a predicted model, not a curated record